GUCUGUAAGUCUCGUUUACUUUCACUUUCGUUUUCCAACUUCCGGGUACAUCAGCGUUCGUAGCAACAUUCCUGUGCAAUGGUGUAUUGUUUCGCAAUCGGUUGUACGCAUCGCACUGGCGGAAAGCAGACAUGCAGUUUGUUUAGAUUCCCAACUGAUGUUAGGGAAAGGAAGAAAUGGAUAGAUAGGUGCAGACGAGCAGACAGAGAGUACAGCAAUAAUGACAGGUUGUGCAGCUGUCAUUUCAAAGAUGGGAAGAAAGAAUUUGGACCUACCAUUUUUGCAUAUAGCAAAAAUGUUGGGUAUUUUCCAGAGGUGUACACACCUAAAAGAAAGAAAGUGGACAGUGUAUCCUCCAUUUCCCACCAGAUGCCAAGUGAUUCAGCUUCAGGGUCAGAUGUUGGACAUAAUCCUGCUCUGGAUCACAAUUACUGUGACAAUCAUGAUGACACACAAGAUCAUUCACAUGAGGGUAAUUAAAAAUAGUUAUAAACAUAAUUAUGAUCUUAUAUUAAAAAACAUCAUUAAAAAAUAUACUGAUGGUUUAAUUCACAAACAACUGAAUUUUUAUUGACAACACUCUGCAACAGAAAAUAGACUGAUCAGAAAAACUUCACUUUUUUAAACUAAACCAAUGAAUACUAAAAUGUUUCUAAUUACAAUCAAUUAUAAAUGAAAAAUUAAAAUGUAUGAGAGGAUCAACUAAAAAAUAUUUUUGUAUCAAAAUGAGUGAAUCUUAUGAAUUGCACAUUACAGUGUCCAUCUUAAAGAAUCAGAUCGCGAGUCUCCAAGAAGAAAUUGAAAAUAUGAAAAUACAAACACCCAAAAUGUCAAUCAAAGAUAUAAUAAAUGACACUGAGAAGGUAAGUUACAUAAAUGGAGUCAUGGACAUUUAAAAUUUUAAAUGCUUCAUUUUGUAGAAUUAUAAUUGUUAAAUUUAAAUGCUUGUGCAUAAUGAAAUACUUGUUAUACUAGAAAAAGAAAAUAAAUAAAAAAUGACAGUGCAUACUAAAUUGUGUUUGUUGUA
This is a messenger RNA of Magallana angulata, 1027 nucleotides long. RefSeq lists its product as uncharacterized. The transcript is spliced from 3 exons. The record is from RefSeq and is a predicted model, not a curated record. Lineage: Eukaryota; Metazoa; Mollusca; Bivalvia; Ostreida; Ostreidae. Bases 79 to 480 code for a protein of 133 amino acids. Gene Ontology annotation, molecular function: sequence-specific DNA binding.